Molecule: messenger RNA, 438 nt
Organism: Echinostoma caproni
Lineage: Eukaryota; Metazoa; Platyhelminthes; Trematoda; Plagiorchiida; Echinostomatidae
Source: the annotation of a GenBank genome assembly
AUUCCAGGCGGUGAUGUGCCACGUAUCACACGUCACAACGCGGUGCGUCGCAGCAAUCGAGUAUUACUCACGGGAUUAAGUCGUGCGCAUGCUCCUCGCUUUUGCCGUCUGGAAAUGUAUCAUAAUCCAGAACCGGUGACAGAUUUAACCACUCCGUCAAUCUGUCAUCAUCAGCCGUUCAGUUUGUCCGCGCAUUUGAUCGACCCGAUUGAAAUACACACCGUCUUUCAGUACAAAAUUGCAGAUCCUAUUUUGACCACCUGCGUUGAGUCGGAUCAUGCCCUAGUUCUAUUACGCUUCACCCUUCGACUCAUCGGUCAUCGGCAGAAAUCGCCUCAGUUAGCUCGUCAUCGUCUGCGUGAUCCAUCUGUCUGUGCCCGUUAUGAGGAGAAGCUGGGACAGGAGCUAAGACAAACACGGCAUAGUGGAGUAGACUAG